AUGGAGUCAUACCAGCUUCUACAUCUUCCUCCCGAGUUAUCCCACAUCCACAUCGCUCUGUAUACUAAUGUUUCAAAUUCUGCUGUCUUGAAAAAGCGCCUCAUCGCUGCCGCAUCAGCCGAGGGCGAGGAAGGAGAGCGUGAACGCGACGCCGUUAAUUUUGCUUUCAUCGAUGCGCGAUUGGUGAGACAGAUAACUAGUCUUCGAUUGCUCAAGACCGCCAUUUAUAGUGCAACUUUGGCUGCCUCGCAAGAGAGGCUGCUCACUAAAACGGUCCAUUCCGAGAUUCUAUGGACGCUCAAUCCAACAAACAACAUUUCCGAAGCAAUUCGUCGUUAUGGCGUGUCUGAAACAAGCACUUCGCUAGUCCUAGUCCGCGUUGCUGGGCCCGAACUGUCUCGUUCAGAACUGCAACUAGCAAUGGGUGCAUCAAUAGAAGGCACGGUAAUACCGUUGGAAAGGCUCGGUAGUCUGACAGACUGGACCGCAGUGAAGAAGUAUCACAAAUUGGGUAACGAGACAGCUUUGCGAGGUGCGACGGGACUCGAAGAGAGGGAGCACAUAAUCAUCGACGAGAUAGUGAUUAGUUCAGCAGCCAUGAAGAGUGUACAAGCAUGA
Messenger RNA from Mycena indigotica, 618 nucleotides. RefSeq lists its product as uncharacterized. Bases 1 to 618 code for a protein of 205 amino acids. The record is from RefSeq and is a predicted model, not a curated record. Gene Ontology annotation, cellular component: cytosol; nucleus; EKC/KEOPS complex. Gene Ontology annotation, biological process: tRNA threonylcarbamoyladenosine modification; telomere maintenance via recombination. The transcript is spliced from 4 exons. NCBI's taxonomy places the organism in Eukaryota, Fungi, Basidiomycota, Agaricomycetes, Agaricales, Mycenaceae.